UAUAUUUGUGAGAGUGUAGUUGUAAAUAUUUGUCACUUUUGACUGCUUUUGACAUUUACAAAAUUCCUAACCUUUCUACGAGACUGUACGAAAUCGUGAGUCAAUUAAAAGAAAAAUGCCAGGCCCCAAUUUGCCAGACAUUCCAGCUUCGCUGAAGGGCAUGCAGCAUUAUUUAAAAAUAGCCACAGAACAUGAUAAUCGAGACCCCGUUGUUAGUUAUUGGGCUCGAAUCUAUGCUCUUCAAAUUGGACUUAAGCUUUCGACAAAAACUUCAGAAGAAACUAAUUUUUUGUUGAAAUUGAUGGAUUGGUUGGAAGCAACAAAGAAAGCCAUGCACGAUAAUGAAGCAAUUACUAAUGAUGUUGCUGCGCAAGCUCAUUUAGAAAAUUGGGCUCUAAAACUCUUUUUAUAUGCCGAUAAGAAUGAUCGGGCUUCAAAUUUUGGAAAGAGUGUCGUUCAAAGUUUUUAUACAGCAGGAAUACUUUAUGAUAUUCUCACAACAUUUGGAGAUCUAAGCGAAGAGGCUACACAGAAUAGGAAAUAUGCUAAAUGGAAAGCUGCUUACAUUCACAACUGUUUAAAAACUGGUGAAACUCCUAUACCGGGUCCCAUGAAAGAAGAAGGGGAAGAUGAUUCUGAAAUACUACCGCAAUCAGCUGAUGAUCCUAUAUUAUCCGAUAAUGAGGGUGUUGUACCCGAUGAAGAACAAGCGACUAAGGAUAAUAAGGAACCUCAACAAGAUUUGGAAGAAGAAGUUGGUAAUCCAGAGUCAGCUGAAGAAUUACAUCCAGAUCCUGAUACGGAAUUAGCCGAUGACGAAGAGAAGAGUGAAGGUUCUGUGCAACCAACGCCACCUCCAAGCACAGAUGCAUUUCAGUUUCCUUCCGUCCCUAGCAGUUCAAAUUCAAGCAUAACAACACCUUCUGCAAAACCCAAUCAAAAUAAUUUUCCUUAUCCAAAUAUUCCCACACCUAUGAAUCCUAAUCCAUACAAUCCAGCACCCACACCUACAAAUGCAGGACUUGAUCAGCCAGCAGGGUUCGGUUCGUACGACGACAGUUCAACAUUAAAGACAGAAAGUGGAGUUUCCCUGGACGUGGAACAAAUCGCGAAGGCUCAGAAAUAUGUAAAAUGGGCUGGAAGUGCCUUGAAUUACGAUGAUGUGCCGACAGCAGUUACUAAUAUCCGUAAAGCUUUACAUCUUUUAACUACUGGUCAAGACAUAGCUUAGAAAUAUACACACAGAACUGUCAAAGUUUUCUGUAUCGCUUUCCAUUUGAAAAUACUUCACAUAUAAACGGUGAUACAUAUAAUUAUUAGUUCUUGAAACAAUUAUAUUGGAAAAGGAUAAAACACUGAAGAGUGGUUUUGCAACUACAUUUACUUCACUUGCCUUGACGCUUCAGAUAAAAACUGACAUGUUGUCCAGCUUAAUAACGUCUAAAUGCGAGUUAUUGAAAAUAAUUGUAAUACAAUAUUUACUGUUACUAAAGUCCUUGUGAGUAAUGAGACUCUGAUAUUGAGAACAAUAUUUUUCUUAAUCCAUGCACGCGGCAAAUCUGAAACUAAUGAAUACAAGAGUUGAAUACAUAACUAUAUGUAAAUAAUAAUCUAUGCAUAUUUAAGUUCCUUGUAUGUAUAUCUUUAAUAAACGUUAGGAGAUAUGUCUUAACUUCACAA
This is a messenger RNA of Orussus abietinus, 1680 nucleotides long. It is a transcript of the gene Vta1, whose product is annotated as vacuolar protein sorting-associated protein VTA1 homolog. The transcript has 9 exons. The record is from RefSeq and is a predicted model, not a curated record. Gene Ontology annotation, biological process: late endosome to vacuole transport via multivesicular body sorting pathway. Bases 116 to 1231 code for a protein of 371 amino acids. Gene Ontology annotation, cellular component: multivesicular body. NCBI's taxonomy places the organism in Eukaryota, Metazoa, Arthropoda, Insecta, Hymenoptera, Orussidae.